ACACGGAGCAUCGCGGUAAACAAACACAACGUGCCGAUUUUAAUUUGGACAUCUUCUAAUUAAAAGCUGACAACUCCCUAGAAACCGAAAAGUAACGUUUAUUUUGUUUCGCAAUACGAGCAGAUUAAUUGGGGCAAUUGUCCAGUAGCUCAUUGUUAUUAUUCAUCGUAAUGUAUAAACUUUGUCAUCCCCACAUCGUUUGUUUCUGAGGGGAUGCUGCAUGUUCUCCGCGGAUCACACCUGAAAAGCCCCAACUGUGUAACAUGGCUUCGUCUCCGCUCACUGUACUCCACACAAUCUCCUUCUCUUCAGGGGGAGGACAGCACCCAGACCCGCAUGAACCCCCUUAACAUCCAAAUGCUCUCGAAAAACCUGCACGAACAGAUCUUCCGAGGUGUGGAGCCAGAAUACAAGCAGGAGGAUGUGGACCGCAGUAUUCAGCACUUAAAAAAGCACAAAUUAUGGGGCAAGGAGACUUCUCUGUUGCCAGAUGUGGAGCUCAAACUUCCCCGGAUGUAUGGUGACAAUAUUGAUGAGCACUUUCGUAUUCUCGCCAAAACGCAGAGUCUCCCUUACCUGGAGGGAGCUAUUAAACUGCAGUAUGCCGAGCUCCCUCCUAUGCCAAAGGAGUGGGCCUGGGCAGUGGGCUGGACGUGCUAUAAAACAAAUGGGGAAAGCAUAAAAGUGGAUUUCCCAGAUGAAUCCGCUUUGGUUUUUGAUGUGGAGGUUUGCACAACAGAGGGUCAGUGUCCGACUCUGGCUGUGGCUGUGUCUCCAACCAACUGGUAUUCCUGGUGCAGUAAACGUCUGAUUGAAGAACGCUACUCUUGGUCAAAUCAGCUCACAUUAGCAGACCUUAUCCCACUGGAAACUUCCAUCAACUCAGCUCGACCUCCUGGGGGACAGUGGAAGGAGAGGCUGGUGGUGGGGCACAAUGUCAGUUUUGACCGAUCUUUUAUUAAGGAGCAGUAUUUACUAAAGGGCUCUAAGGUGCGAUUCAUGGACACGAUGAGCCUCCACAUGGCGAUAUCUGGACUGACUGGAUUCCAGAGAACUCUUUGGAUGGCCAAUAAACUGGGCAAACGAAGAGGCCUUCAGGAAGUUAAGCAACAUAUCAAGAAAACUGGGCAGAAAAGAAACGGCCCGAUGAUUGGCUCAUGGGAUUGGGUGAAUAUUAGCAGCAUCAAUAAUCUGGCAGAUGUCCAUGCUCUUUACGUGGGAGGGCCUCCACUACAAAAAGAGGCAAGAGACAUUUUCGUGAAGGGAAGCAUGAGUGACGUGAGAAGCAACUUUCAGGAAUUGAUGCAGUACUGCGCCCUCGAUGUACAAGCAACUCGGCAAGUCUUCACUGAGCAGUUACCACUAUUUAUGGAAAGAUGUCCACAUCCAGUGACCUUAGCUGGGAUGUUGGAGAUGGGCGUGAGCUAUCUACCUGUCAAUCAAAACUGGGGGCGGUACCUGGAGGACUCUGACGACACGUACGAAGAGCUCCAGAGGGAGAUGAAGAAGUCCUUGAUGAUGUUAGCCGAUGACGCGUGCCAGCUCCUGCAAGAUGGAAGAUACAAGGAAGACCCGUGGCUUUGGGAUCUGGAAUGGGAUGUCCAGGAAUUCAAACAGAAGAAAGCAACAACUAAAAAGAAACAGGCCAAAAAUGCAACUCCAGCUGCUCCUGUUACAAACUGGGAUGAUGAUGAAGGUCCACCGCCUGAAGAAGAGGAGGACUGUGUGAAUCCGUGUAGACAAGCUUUAGAAACAUUAAAGGCAACAGUCGAUCGCCUUCCCAAGAGGAGACAGCAUUUACCAGGACAUCCAGGGUGGUAUCGGAAGCUGUGUGAAAAGAUGUCUGUGAGUGACUGGUCUCCCGGGGCCAGUCUGAUCAGUCUCCAAAUGAGAGUGACUCCAAAACUUAUGGGCCUGACCUGGGACGGCUUCCCUCUGCACCACACGGAGAAACACGGCUGGGGCUACUUGGUGCCCGGGAGAAAGGAUAACCUGAGACCAUCUGAAGAUCAUUCUGAAGACAAUACAGAAGAGAACACAGAAGCCAUAUGCCCACACCGAGCAAUUGAAAAGGUGUACAAUGAUUAUCUUGAACGCAACAAAAAAGAAAAGCCAGUACUGGAGUCCAUCCCUGAAGAUCUCAUAUUCACAGACACAUCAGUUUGGGCAAAGGUGGAGGAAAUCAGCUCUCUUGAACGACUGACAGAGGAAAAUGGAAUAAAGAAUGUUCCAGAAAGGAUGAAAGGCAAAUUAAAUGGAAAGGUACAUGACGUCUUAGAGAACAGUCAGUGCCACUAUCACACUGGAAAUGGCCCCUACAACGAUGUAGACAUCCCUGGUUGUUGGUUUUUUAAAUUGCCUCAUAAGGAUGGUAAUCAUAACAAUGUUGGAAGCCCCUUUGCCAAAGACUUUUUGCCAAAGAUGGAAGAUGGAACUCUGAGGGCUGAAAGUGGAGGGACUAAUGCGACUCGAGCGCUGGAGAUCAAUAAAAUGAUGUCCUUUUGGAGGAACGCACAUAAACGCAUAAGCUCUCAGAUGGUUGUGUGGCUGAGGAAAGGAGAGCUGCCUCGCAAUGUCAGCAGACACAAAGACUUUGAUGAUGAAGGUCUGUAUGGAGCCAUUUUACCUCAGGUCAUCACAGCUGGAACAGUGACACGCAGAGCCGUGGAGCCAACAUGGCUGACUGCCAGUAAUGCUAGAAGGGACCGUGUGGGCAGUGAGCUGAAGGCUAUGGUCCAGGUUCCUCCCGGGUACCACCUGGUCGGAGCUGAUGUGGACUCUCAGGAGCUGUGGAUCGCUGCUGUGCUCGGAGAAGCGCACUUUGCAGGAAUGCACGGUUCUACUGCGUUUGGCUGGAUGACCCUCCAGGGCAAAAAGAGUCAGAGCACAGACCUGCACAGCCGCACUGCUGAAGCUGUGGGCAUCAGCCGAGAACACGCCAAAGUCUUUAACUACGGGCGCAUCUAUGGAGCAGGGCAGCCCUUCGCAGAGAGACUCCUCAUGCAAUUCAACCACCGGCUCGGACAAACAGAAGCUGCCAGCAAGGCCAGGCAGAUGUACGCCCUCACCAAAGGAAUACGCCGGUACCAUUUAUCAGAAGAAGGAGAAUGGGUGGUGAAGGAGCUGGACAUAACAGUGGAGAGGGAGGAAGAUGGAAGUGUGUCUUUGCCUGAGCUGCGCAGGAUCAGCAGACUGGCCUCACAGCUGUCCAGGCGUAAAAAAUGGGACAUAGUCGGCCAUCGUGUUUGGUUUGGAGGAACAGAGUCAGACAUGUUCAACAAACUGGAGAGUAUCGCACACUCCUCUCUGCCAGCCACUCCAGUCCUGGGCUGCAGAAUCAGCAGAGCUCUGGAGCCGAGGGCCGUUAAAGACGAGUUUAUCACGAGCAGAGUGAACUGGGUGGUGCAGAGUUCAGCUUUUUGCGCACCCUCGAGUUGGCGCUCGCUUUAG
This is a messenger RNA of Boleophthalmus pectinirostris (great blue-spotted mudskipper), 3450 nucleotides long. It is a transcript of the gene polg, whose product is annotated as polymerase (DNA directed), gamma. Gene Ontology annotation, molecular function: 3'-5' exonuclease activity; DNA binding; DNA-directed DNA polymerase activity. The record is from RefSeq and is a predicted model, not a curated record. Gene Ontology annotation, biological process: mitochondrial DNA replication. Gene Ontology annotation, cellular component: gamma DNA polymerase complex; mitochondrion. NCBI's taxonomy places the organism in Eukaryota, Metazoa, Chordata, Actinopteri, Gobiiformes, Gobiidae.